GAAUGGUAAAUUCAAAAAUUAUCAAGCGCGCGCUCUGUCAUCGAGUUUUAAAAUCAAUUUGCGCACAAUCUACUGCGCAGAAAUUCUCAUUUAUACGAGCAUGUAAAUUAAAGGUUAGAAAAUAAUUCAAAGGCCCUUUAAUUAUAAAUAUAAAUAUAUAAAACAGUGUCCUCAUAUUAUAUAUACACAUUAAUCAUAAGUAAAUAGAUGAUAAAAUAAAAUAAUUAUUUAAUAAACAAAAAUCAUGGGGUCUUUUAUAAAAAUGCGCUCCGGAUUUAAUGCCCUGAGUAAUUUAUUGAAGCCCAGACUCGAGGUAAUGACGACAGUUCCAUAUCGUGAGCGAAACAGUAAAUUAAAUCCGAAGCCAAGGAAACGUCUCCCGCCCUGGCUGCCAAAGCAAACUCGAACACUCUACAGAGAUGACGUGACGUCAGAAAAUCAAUCGUUUGUCAAAGAAUUACUAGAAACUAAGUACGGAACUCCAGAUCCACUGAGCAAAUGCUACUCGCCUUUGAAAGUCGCUCCCAUUGAACCAACUGUCGAAUGGGUUCCUGGGUCUAGAAGAACUGGGACCAUUGCUCGUAAAAUAGGAAUCUAUCCCAUGUGGUUGAAGAAUGGCAAGAAAGUUCUCACAACUUUAUUACAUAUUUGUGACAACCACGUAAUCAAAUAUAUUCCCCCAGAAGAAUGGGAACCAGGUUUCAGGACCAGACACAUAAUUCCCAAAAGAAAAUUGGGAUGUUUGGUCGUCGGGGCCGAGAGCUCUGACCCCCAAUAUUUUACUAAACAAUACUGCGGAUUGUUCACCGAAGCUGGCGUGAUGCCGAAAAGAUUGCUGACGCGUUUUACUGUCAGUCCAAACGCGGCACUGCAGCCUGGAACUCCACUGCUGGCAACUCAUUACAGAGCUGGUGAUGUCGUUGACAUCAGAGGGAAAACAAUGGACCGCGGAUUUCAAGGGGUGAUGAAACGCUGGGGUUUUCACGGUAUGCCGGCGUCUCACGGUGUCACCAAAACCCAUCGGCGACCUGGUAAUAUUGGAUCCGGUGGUAAGAAGGCUCGAGUUAUGCCGGGUACUAAAUUACCUGGACAUAUGGGUAAUAGAUACCGUAUUUUCCGUGGUGUCAGAAUUCUGCGGGUUAAUUACAAGUACAACGUGAUGUGGGUACUGGGGCAAGCUUGUCCAGGAGAAACAGGCACCCUUGUGAACGUCUACGACACGGUGCUGCCUACGAGGUGGUCCAAGACACCUCCACACUUUCCCACUUACAUCCCCAAGGAGGGCGAAACUCUCCCCGAAGAAGCGUGGGCUGAAGAUGUCCAUCAAUUCGACUCGCCCACAAUUGAGUUCGAGCCGGAAAAAUAAAAUCUUUUAUACACUUUAUAGUUUUAAUAAAAAUUUAUGUAUUUAAAAAAAUUACAACCCAUUAAUUAUUACCCAGGUAAUUAAUAAUUAACCCGUAGGUGAUACAGGAU
Molecule: messenger RNA, 1476 nt
Organism: Microplitis mediator
Lineage: Eukaryota; Metazoa; Arthropoda; Insecta; Hymenoptera; Braconidae
Gene: mRpL3
Product: 39S ribosomal protein L3, mitochondrial
Exons: 7
Coding region: 245-1366 (373 amino acids)
Biological process (GO): translation
Cellular component (GO): mitochondrial large ribosomal subunit; ribosome
Molecular function (GO): structural constituent of ribosome
Source: RefSeq, a predicted model, not a curated record